AUGUCAAAGUCUGCAUCCAAAGCUAAGAGAGAAGCAAAGAGAGCUGCCACUGGUAAGAAGCCAAAGCUCACUAAGAAGGCUAGAGAAAAGGCUGAGGCUGGCGAGGACGGAGAGUUGGUCGAUGAGGUCGCCAACUUGAAGUUGCAGCAAGAUAAAGAUGGUAUUUCAGACAGAGUCACCACUGGUGUUUUAGCCUCCCUUGAGACUUCAAGAGAUGUCAAGAUCACCUCUCUAUCCCUUCUGUUCCACGGUAAAGUUCUGAUCCAGGAUUCAACUUUGGAGCUCAAUUAUGGCCAUCGUUAUGGUUUAUUGGGAGAGAAUGGUUGCGGUAAAUCUACCUUCUUGAGAGCUCUUGCUGCUAGAGAAUAUCCAGUUCCCUCGAGCAUGGAUAUAUACUUAUUGAAUGAGCCUGCUGAGCCAACCGAGUACUCUGCAUUGGAUUACGUUGUCAGAGAAGCUCAAGCUGAACUGGUUAGGCUUGAACAUCUUGUUGAGGACAUUAUUGUCGAAGAGGGCCCUGAAUCAUUGAAGUUAGAUCCUCUUUAUGAGAGAAUUGAUGAGAUGGACCCAGCUACCUUUGAAUCUAGAGCUUCCAUCAUUUUGAACGGUCUGGGUUUCAAUUCUAAAACUAUUCUCAAAAAGACCAAGGACAUGUCCGGUGGGUGGAGAAUGCGUGUUGCCCUUGCCAAGGCAUUAUUCGUCAAACCAACCAUUCUUUUGUUGGAUGACCCAACAGCACACUUGGAUCUAGAGGCUUGUGUGUGGUUGGAAGAAUACUUGAAAAGAUUUGACCGUAUUUUGGUGUUAGUCUCCCAUUCCCAGGAUUUCUUGAACGGUGUCUGUUCCAACAUGAUCGACAUGAGACUUAAACAAAUUAUGAUGUUUGGUGGUAACUACGAUUCGUAUGUCAAAACUAGAACUGAAUUGGAGACCAACCAAAUGAAGCAGUAUGCAAAGCAACAAGAAGAAAUUGCUCAUAUCAAGAAGUUCAUCGCUUCUGCUGGUACAUAUGCUAACUUGGUCAGACAGGCUAAGUCCAGGCAAAAGAUUUUGGAUAAGAUGGAGGCUGAUGGUUUAAUUCAACCUGUUGCCCAAGAUAGAGUCUUUUCCUUCAGAUUCCCAGAAAUUGAGAAGUUGCCACCACCAGUUUUAUCAUUCGACAGUAUAUCGUUCAGUUACGACGAAAACCCAGAACACAACUUGUAUGAAAACUUGUCAUUUGGUGUUGAUAUGGACUCUAGAAUUGCUCUUGUUGGACCAAACGGUGUCGGUAAGUCCACUUUGUUGAAACUUAUGACUGGUCAGUUACAGCCACAAAGCGGUCGUGUCUCUAAGCAUACCCAUAUCAAAUUAGGUGUCUAUUCCCAGCACUCUGCUGAUCAAUUAGACCUGACAAAGAACCCACUGGAGUUUGUCCGUGAUAAGUUCUCUCAUAUCUCCCAAGAUUUCCAAUACUGGAGACAACAGCUGGGUCGUUAUGGUCUGACAGGAGAGGGCCAAACUUCCCAAAUGGCCACAUUAUCGGAGGGUCAAAGAUCCAGAGUUGUGUUUGCUUUGUUGGCACUGGAGGCCCCUAACAUCCUUCUGCUGGACGAGCCUACCAAUGGUCUGGAUAUUCCAACUAUUGACUCUCUGGCCGAUGCCAUCAAUGCCUUCAGUGGUGGUGUAGUGGUUGUUUCCCAUGACUUCCGUUUGUUGGACAAGAUUGCCAAGGACAUCUUUGUUGUUGAGAACAAGACGUGUACUAGAUGGGACGACACUAUCUCCAACUAUAAGAAAAAGCUGGCCAAGAAUGUUGUUUUGUAG
Messenger RNA from Komagataella phaffii GS115, 1806 nucleotides. RefSeq names its product ATPase of the ATP-binding cassette (ABC) family involved in 40S and 60S ribosome biogenesis. The record is from RefSeq and is a predicted model, not a curated record. The coding region runs from base 1 to 1806 and encodes 601 amino acids. Lineage: Eukaryota; Fungi; Ascomycota; Pichiomycetes; Pichiales; Pichiaceae. Gene Ontology annotation, molecular function: ATP hydrolysis activity; ATP binding. The transcript has a single exon.